CUCCCUAAGCCCCGCCCCCCGCCACGUCCCGCUCGGGCUUCGCUCCCGCUCCCGAUCCCGCUCCCGAUCCCGAUCCCGAUCCUAAUCCCGGUCCCGGCCCGGCCCCGCCCCGCCGGGCCAUGGCGUUCACGCUGUACUCGCUGCUACAGGCCUCGCUGCUCAUCGUGAACGCCGUGGCCGUGCUGCACGAGGAGCGCUUCCUGCGGCACGUUGGCUGGGGAACUGACCAAGGGAUUGGAGGAUUUGGAGAGGAACCAGGAAUUAAAGCACAGCUAAUGAACCUUAUUCGAUCAAUACGAACUGUCAUGAGAGUGCCAUUAAUAGCACUGAACUCCAUUACAAUCGUUCUCCUCCUUUUGUUUGGCUGAAGACACCUCGUGAAAAUCCUCUGGGCAUCCAAAGAAGCCAGUUGCUGACCAUCACUGCUCUGAGUUUUCUGGGAUCCAGCACAGUUUAGCUCUCAAUUCGACAUCCAACUUAAAAUAAUAAAGACACUAUUUCUAUUCAUCCUAUUUCCCCAUGUUCCCUUUCAGUUUCAUUAACCAAGAUCACGGGGAUCAAUGCAACAAUGCUGCAAAUAUGUUGGACUGUGACAAGUUCUGUUGCUGCCUGUUCAUAGUGUUGAUGUCAUAGAAUAUUGCAGUGACUGUUAAUAUAAGAUGCAGUUUUUAAAUGUCUCGUUACUCAGGGAUGAAUUUCCUUCAGUACGCUUUCCAAUUUGUUUUUAAAUUGAGGAAAACAGCAAUGUUUUGGUGUGGUUUUUUUUUUUCUUUUUUUGAUUUCAGUUACUACCACAGCACUGUUUCAUAGAAUAUGAACACGUUAUUGAGAAUUCAAUUCACGUUAUAGGGGACUGAAGUCCAGUUGUGAUAUGGAGAUAAAACCAGCUGGGUAAAGUUCUCGUUCUGGCUCACACUGAAAGUGGAAUUUUCCUGGUUUGAUUGAGAACAGGAUUUUUCUCUUCAGAUCUCUUCAGUAGUUCAUGCUGAUGGUAAAGUCAGCAUGUUGAAAGUAGGUGCAAUUGUUGUGCAAAAUCAAAAAAAAAAAAAAAAAAAAAAAAAAA
Molecule: messenger RNA, 1063 nt
Organism: Lepidothrix coronata (blue-crowned manakin)
Lineage: Eukaryota; Metazoa; Chordata; Aves; Passeriformes; Pipridae
Gene: IER3IP1
Product: immediate early response 3 interacting protein 1
Exons: 3
Coding region: 120-368 (82 amino acids)
Biological process (GO): endoplasmic reticulum to Golgi vesicle-mediated transport
Cellular component (GO): Golgi membrane; endoplasmic reticulum membrane; COPII-coated ER to Golgi transport vesicle
Source: RefSeq, a predicted model, not a curated record